Cajanus cajan (pigeon pea) is the source of this 2237-nucleotide messenger RNA. RefSeq names its product putative methyltransferase PMT6. Gene Ontology annotation, cellular component: endosome; trans-Golgi network; cytoplasm. Gene Ontology annotation, molecular function: methyltransferase activity. NCBI's taxonomy places the organism in Eukaryota, Viridiplantae, Streptophyta, Magnoliopsida, Fabales, Fabaceae. The record is from RefSeq and is a predicted model, not a curated record.
CAAUCUCACGCAUCCGAAAAAUGCAAGACAAAAAGGGAAAAACAAAAUGAGACACAAAAUUUUCGCCGAUCCGAAACUUGGAGAGGAAACAAAGCCUCGUUCGCGCAACUCCAAGCUUCUCUUUCUCUCUCUCGUGCACUGAUUCAGCGUUUCCCCUUCUCCGGAGCAUUACGAGCAAACCCAACUGAGUAAAGAAGAAGAAGAAGAAGAAGGGACAAGAUCAAUGGGGGGUUUUGCAAUGGGUUCUGCGUUCGAUUCCAAAUCUGGGCAAAUUAUAAUGGGCGCUUUGCUUUUGAUGAUUGUUUCGUUCUACGCUGGCACCCUCUUCGGAAACAAUGCUCCCCUUUACGUCUCUCAGCUUGUUUCUCAUUCUUCUUCUUCUUCUCCCAACAAUGUUUCCUCUAAUGGUACGGCCAUAUUUACUAACAAAGUUGCUCUGACAUACCGGAAAACUCCUCUUGUAAUUCCAGAAACUGGGGUGGAUGUAUGCCCUUUGACGUUCAAUGAGUAUAUUCCCUGCCAUGAUGUUUCCUAUGUGGCAACAUUGGCCCCGAGUCUCGAUUUUUCUAGAAAAGAAGAACUGGAGAGACACUGUCCUCCUCUUGAAAAGCGCUUAUUUUGCUUGGUUCCCCCACCAAAGGAUUAUAAAAUACCUAUCAAGUGGCCUCUUAGCAGGGAUUAUGUUUGGCGAAGUAAUGUGAAUCACACGCAUCUUGCAGAAGUGAAAGGAGGCCAAAAUUGGGUCCAUGAGAAGGAUCAGCUCUGGUGGUUUCCUGGUGGUGGUACCCAUUUCAAGCAUGGGGCUUCUGAGUACAUAGAGAGGUUGGGACAUAUGAUUACCAAUGAGGCUGGUGAUCUGCGUUCUGCAGGGGUAGUUCAAGUUCUUGAUGUUGGAUGUGGUGUGGCCAGUUUUUCAGCUUAUCUUCUUCCCUUGGAUAUACGAACAAUGUCCUUUGCCCCCAAGGAUGGUCAUGAAAAUCAGAUUCAAUUUGCAUUAGAACGAGGGAUUGGUACAAUGAUCUCUGCCUUGUCCACAAAACAACUACCAUAUCCUAGCGAGUCAUUUGAAAUGAUUCACUGUUCACGGUGUCGAAUAGACUUUCAUGAAAAUGAUGGGAUUUUACUGAAGGAGUUGAAUCGCCUUCUUCGCCCUAAUGGGUACUUUGCUUAUUCAGCUCCCCCCGCUUAUAAAAAGGAUAAAGAUUAUCCUGUCAUUUGGGACAAGUUGGUGAGUUUGACUACAGCAAUGUGCUGGAGACUCAUUGCUCGACAAGUUCAGACAGCAAUAUGGAUUAAAGAAAAUAACCAGUCAUGCCUUCUGCAUAAUGCUGAACAAAAUCUUAUAAAGCCCUGUGAUGCUGCUGAUGAUUCUAAACCUUCAUGGAAUAUCCAACUUAAGAAUUGUGUACAAGUUAGAAAUUCUAAAACAGAUUCUUACAAGCUUCCUCCUAGUCAUGAGCGCCAUUCAGUGUUUUCUGAGAACCUUAACAUGAUAGGUAUAAAUCGGGAUGAAUUUAAUUCAGAUACUCUCUUCUGGCAAGAACAAAUCGGUCAUUACUGGAGAUUGAUGAACGUCAAGGAGACAGAUAUACGCAAUGUGAUGGAUAUGAAUGCCUAUUGUGGUGGAUUUGCUGUUGCACUAAAUAACUUUCCUGUUUGGGUAAUGAAUGUAGUUCCUGCGAGCAUGAAGAACACUUUAUCUGGAAUUUAUGACCGGGGAUUGAUUGGAGCCUUCCAUGAUUGGUGUGAACCAUUUUCAAGUUAUCCUCGGACAUAUGAUCUUUUGCAUGCUAACUACCUCUUCUCCCACUACAAAACAAAAGGGGAAGGUUGUUUACUGGAGGAUAUCAUGCUGGAGAUGGACCGUCUUAUACGACCACUGGGAUUUAUUAUCAUCAGGGAUGAGGAAGAUAUUACCUCAAGAAUCAAAGAGGUUGCCCCAAAAUUCCUGUGGGAUGUGGAAUCGCAUCUGUUAGAAAACAAAGAAAAGAAAAUGGAAACUGUAUUAAUUUGCAGGAAAAAGUUCUGGGCAAUUGUCUAAAGUGAUUUGACUUUAGCUUUCUCAGCUUAGAAAUUGCUCUCAAGGAUAGGGUAAUUUGUAAUGUUAUAGUUCUUAUGUAUCAGCUUUGUUCAUUGCACCACGAUCAUUUUGUGUAGAUGUCUAGAUGGCACUCGUUUAAAUAUUCAAGUGAUUUGGUCAAAAUUAAGUAUAUAAAUAGGAGCAUUUCUUACCUUAA